GAUGGGUAAGAGUGGAAACAAGAAAGGAGGAGGGUUUGUUAAUGGAAGCAGCAGCAAUCAAGGUGGUGGUUUAACACUUAGACAACAAAUUCAUGGAAGCAAUCAGAAGAAUAAAAUUGGUGGGAGUUCUUCAAAUGGUAUUAGUAAUAGUGAUAGGAGGUCAAUAUUGAAAACCAAACAUUUGGAGAAAUUGGGAUUAUGGGCUGCUGAUGUUUCAAUUCCUUCAUUAGGUGCUUUGUUUGGAAAAAGAUUAGCCUCUUCUUGUGAAUCUUUGGGUACUCCUGUUGAUCCUUCCUUGUUUCUUUGCCAAAGAUGUGAAUCGAUUCUUCAACCGGGUUCUAACUGCACUGUUAGAAUCGAAAAGACUGGAUCAAAGAAGAAGAAACGGCGCAAAACCUCAAGUGUUCUGCCACAAAACAAUGUUGUUUAUACAUGCAACUUUUGUUCACAUAGAAACCUGAAAAGAGGGACCUGGAAGAGUCAUAUGAAAGAGAUAUUACCUCCAAAACCGAAACAAGUUAAAUCUGAUGAGAAACGAUUAAAUUUGGUAAAAACUAAAGCUGAUGAAGGUAAGUUAGAUAUGCAUGUGGAGGCAAUAGUUUGUCCAGAAAAUGUGGCAGGGUUUAAAGAAGAUGUCGCCGCUCAGAUUUGUUCAUGUUCUGAAAUAGCUGUAGAAAGCAAUAAUGAGAGAGGCAAGAUUGCAGAACAGCUAGUACCUUCAGAAUAUAUCCCCAUUGAAAUGUCAGAAGCAACAGUCCCUGAGAUGAAUUCAGUAACUGGUAAAGCUGUUGCAAGUGAAAAAACCCCUGUAACUCCACUGAAUAAAGUGCCAAUGCUAUUGCUAGAUUCUAAACGAAGAAAGAGAACCAAGUCUCAUAAUAAACAGGUCGCAAAUGAAAGCAACUCCCCAACCACAGAUGCAGAAAAAGUUUCAAUAUCUUCGAAUAAAAGGAGGAGGAAAUCAUGGUCCAGUUUGAAGGAGUUGGCUGAAGCUAAUGAGCGGAAGAAUGACAUAACCAAUCUGAGAAUCCCGUUUUGUUUAUGAAGAACCAACAAGGAGCAUAUGCUAUCGGAUUUUAUUGACUGUCUAGUAAAUCUUUUGGUUAUAAA
This is a messenger RNA of Papaver somniferum (opium poppy), 1110 nucleotides long. RefSeq lists its product as uncharacterized. The coding region runs from base 2 to 1045 and encodes 347 amino acids. NCBI's taxonomy places the organism in Eukaryota, Viridiplantae, Streptophyta, Magnoliopsida, Ranunculales, Papaveraceae. The transcript is spliced from 2 exons. Gene Ontology annotation, biological process: RNA processing. The record is from RefSeq and is a predicted model, not a curated record.